UGCGCGCUGACUCGCUUUCGCUUGGCCGGUUACACGGAUCCUCUCGUGAAAAUCCGGAGGCAGUAAACGGAGAGGAGAUCUCAAAGAUCCCAGUUUAAAUCUGAGGUAAUCCGGUACUUUUCACAGGUUUAUAAGUUUAAUAGUCAGAACUGGGUGUGUGUUAAAAGGUAUAGUUUAGCUCAGGGCGGGUUUUAGAGAGAAAGAACGAAGUGAGAGGUGAUAAAAGUGAAGUUUAUUGUUGGUGCUGCGGCGGUCUUGUGAGAGGCAGGGGGUGAGACAGACAUUUUGACAGUGACUGUUGCUGUGAGAUCGGACUGAUGGCGUGUGGAGCCACUCUGAAGCGCUCUCUGGAGUUUGACCCGGUGAUGAAUCAGAACUCCCCGAAGCGGAGGCGCUGUGCCCCGGUGUCUCCCUCCUCCUCCCCGCGGAAGUACCUGCGCCUCGAGCCCUCACCUUUCAGCCAGGUGAACACCACGCCCACUCCAGAACAAAUUCUGCACAACAUUAAACAAGAGUAUAAACGCAUGAAGAGAAGACACCUGGAGAACAGUUUAACAGAUUCCCCUAUCGACUCUCAGCCCAGUACAUCCAUCACCGGUGUGUGUGUGGGCUCGUUGUCCCCCACUAAAAGGGAACAGCCGCUGUUCAGUCUGAAGCAGGUGGGUUUGAUCUGUGAGCGUCAGCUGAAGGAGCGAGAGGAGAAAGUACGAGAGGAGUACGAGGAAACUCUCACCGCUAAACUCGCAGAACAAUACGACACGUUUGUGAAGUUCACUCAUGAUCAGCUCAUGCGCAGGUUUGGAGAGCAGCCCGCUAGCUAUGUGUCAUGAGUGUGUGUGUGUGUGUGUGUGUGUGAGUGUGUGUGUGUAGCGAGUGAGCUACGUUUCGUGUCGUCAGGCCCUGCACUUCCCAUCGUCUCCGGAUUCCACAUCAGUCUAAGGAUUUCUCAGAGCUGUCUGCGGUGCUGCUGCACGCUUCAGCCGUGUGUGUGUGUGUGUGUGUGUGUGUGUGUGUGUUCAGUGAAACGGCAGCUGUGAUUUCCUCAUAUUUAUUACGCUCUCCUUUUUUUGAUGCCUUUUAAAACAUCAGCAUUUAAUUUUUAUUUUUUUCCCCAUCAUGGUGUGUGUGUGUGUGUGUGUGUGUGUGUGUGUGUGAGAGAGAGAGAGAGAGAGAGAGAGAGCAAUAGUGUUUUUCUUGACUUUGUAAAAAUGCCUUCACAUGUACAAAUCAUCAUAUAUUUUGAUGAAAGUUUUUUUGUUGUAAAUUAUUUGCUUUUCCUCCUCCUCUCAGAGCGUUAUGGUUUUACAGCUGUGUGCUUUAACACUUUAUCUGACUUUCAUGUUGAGAUGAUGUAUACAAAUAAACAGUUUACACAAAC
Molecule: messenger RNA, 1378 nt
Organism: Ictalurus punctatus (channel catfish)
Lineage: Eukaryota; Metazoa; Chordata; Actinopteri; Siluriformes; Ictaluridae
Gene: akirin2
Product: akirin 2
Exons: 5
Coding region: 318-830 (170 amino acids)
Biological process (GO): positive regulation of transcription by RNA polymerase II; positive regulation of innate immune response
Cellular component (GO): nucleus; chromatin
Molecular function (GO): transcription coregulator activity
Source: RefSeq, a predicted model, not a curated record